Messenger RNA from Exophiala aquamarina CBS 119918, 825 nucleotides. RefSeq lists its product as uncharacterized. The coding region runs from base 1 to 825 and encodes 274 amino acids. The record is from RefSeq and is a predicted model, not a curated record. The transcript has 2 exons. Gene Ontology annotation, molecular function: oxidoreductase activity, acting on the CH-OH group of donors, NAD or NADP as acceptor. NCBI's taxonomy places the organism in Eukaryota, Fungi, Ascomycota, Eurotiomycetes, Chaetothyriales, Herpotrichiellaceae.
AUGGCACCCUUACUCAUGAAAGGCGUCGGCCUCGUCACAGGAGCCGGUUCUGGGAUCGGGCGAGCCUGUGCUAAGAUUCUUGUCGAAGAAGGAUGCACGAGACUCGUCCUCUCGGAUUUGGCCCAGGCCAGCCUGGAGCAGGUCUCACGAGAGCUGAACGACAUCGACCCUACCGUAGAAACUGUUUUGUUCAUCGGUGACAUGUCCAAAGAGGCCGAUGUCAAUCGAAUGGUAGAAGAGGGCGUUUCCAAAUUUGGAGCUAUUCACUAUUGCAUUAACAGUGCUGGUGUGACAAGCAAACCAAGGCAGCGAACGCACGAAUUGGAGACGGCAGCCUUCGACCGAGUCAUGAACAUCAACCUAAGAGGCCUAUGGCUAUGCGAACGUGCGCAGAUCCGCCAAUUUCUCAAGCAACCAGCCACGCUCAAAACUCGCAAUCACCCUGAGACGAUUGCUUUCCAGCGAGGAGCCAUUGUGAACAUCAGUAGCAUCUUUGGCAUAACGGCUCAUGCGACCGCCGGAGCUUAUCCCGCCUCGAAAGCCGGGGUGUUGGGGCUUACAAGGACGGAUGCUGUAGCUUAUGCGGAGGACGGAAUUAGAGUCAACGCCAUAUGUCCUGGCUUUAUCAACACCCCCUUGGUGGAACAGGCUAGAGCAGCAGGCGUAGAGUACAACAGGCUCGUUAGUCUCAUCCCUUUUCGACGGAUGGGUGCUGCAGAGGAGCUAGCAGAAGCGGCAGUGUGGUUAGCCAGUGAACGGGCAAGUUAUGUUAGCGGUGUAGAACUGCCGGUGGAUGGUGCUUGGGUUAGAGCGUGCAAUACAUGA